AUGGGUCUCUUUCCUGUUUCAUUUGGCUAUACCUAUAUUUUGUUAGCAGUGGACUAUGUCUCCAAGUGGGUGGAGGCAAAGGCCAAUCGUACUGAUGAUGCUCGUGUUGUUAUAGAUUUUAUGAAGUCACAUAUUUUUUACAGGUUUGGAUUUCCCAGAGCAUUAAUUGGUGAGCAGGGAUCACACUUUUGCAAUCACACAAUGGCUGCCUUACUUCGAAAGUUUGGGAGUAUGCAUAAAGUUUCCACACCAUACCAUCCUCAGACUAACAAACAAGCGGAGUUCUCCAAUCAGAAAAUAAAGCAAAUUCUGGAGAAGACUAAAGCUCCUUAUCGGGUUAUUUUUGGAAAGGCAUGUCAUUUACCAGUAGAAGUGGAGCAUAAGGCAUUCUUGACGAUCAAACAAUGUAAUUUGGAUGUAGGGGCAGUUGGCUCACAUAGGAAGCUUCAAUUACAAGAGUUGGAAGAGAUUUGUAGAGAAGCAUAUGAGAACUCUAAUAUCUACAAAGAGUGCACCAAGGCUUUUUAUGAUAAGUUAAUAGGGCAUAAAAAGUUCCACAUUGGUAAGUUGAGAUCUAGGUGGGAUGGACCCUUUCUUGUUAUUAAUGUUUUUCCUUAUGGUGUUGUUGAACUUCAAGAUAUGGGAUCGCAAAGGAGCUUCAAGGUUAAUGGGCAUUGGCUCAAGGUUUUUCAUGAGGACUUGGGGGAACAUGAAUAA
Molecule: messenger RNA, 717 nt
Organism: Abrus precatorius (Indian licorice)
Lineage: Eukaryota; Viridiplantae; Streptophyta; Magnoliopsida; Fabales; Fabaceae
Exons: 2
Coding region: 1-717 (238 amino acids)
Biological process (GO): DNA integration
Molecular function (GO): nucleic acid binding
Source: RefSeq, a predicted model, not a curated record